Molecule: messenger RNA, 1626 nt
Organism: Triplophysa dalaica
Lineage: Eukaryota; Metazoa; Chordata; Actinopteri; Cypriniformes; Nemacheilidae
Product: neoverrucotoxin subunit beta-like
Source: RefSeq, a predicted model, not a curated record
GAACUUUUCUAAGAUGGCGGCACUUUUGCUGAAACUGAAGCAGCCGUACUGCAUCUACAUAUAUGCAUAUCUAUGGCUGGUGACCCUUGCUGUGGUAAAUGCAGCGAGCAAAGAGAAGUGGCAGCCCUUGGAAGACCUUUGUUUCCUGGUAUGCUGUAUGACUGCCGCAAAGAUUCUUUCAUUCCAGGUGUUAAUCUGUGGGAUGAAUCAUCAGUUAGUGAAGAUUUGGACAGCUGUCCACAAGCCCACACAGAUUUGAAAUUCGGAAGCUCUGACACGUUCUCUAGUAAGUUUAGUCUCCUGAAUGUAAGAGGUUCCCUGAAGACCAGUUUCUUGGGGGGCCUGGUGGAAUUGGGAGGAUCUGCCAAGUACCUGCAUAACACCAGAUCCUCAAACCAACAGUUUAGGUACAGUGAAACCACAAGAUUCGAACAGCUCAGUAUGAGCCCCAUGAGCAAGAUAACCUACCCUGAGGUGUUUGAAAUGAAAAAUGCCACUCACGUGAUCACGGCUGUGCUGUACGGCGCUCAGGCAUUCAUGGUGUUUGAUCACGAAAGCGAAAACAAGCAAACGAUUGAGAAUGAACUGAACGCCCUUGUCAAUAAGAUCCCUGAAUUAUUGGCUGAGGUAAAUGCAUACUUGAAGAUGACAAAUGCUGAAAAGAAAAUGGCUGAGAAGAUCUCCUGCACAUUUCAUGGUGACGUCCGCAUUGAGGAGAACCCCACCACAUACAUGGAGUCCCUGAAUUCGUACAAGCGGCUCCCUACUCUUCUGAAGGACUAUCCACAGAAUGCAGUUCCAAUAAAAGUCUGGCUUCAUCCUCUUUAUCUUUUGAACACGACAGCAGCUCGGUUAGAGAGAGAAAGCAGUACAAGACUGGCUUUCAAAACUGAAAAUAUAAUAGAUUGGCUGGAAGAGGCAGAGAGGACGUGCAAUGACCUGUUAAGACAUUCACUCGUAAUUAGUUUCAAAGACAUCGAAGAGAGGUUGAGCUCAUUUCACAAAUCGUUUAGCGUUUACAAGGCAAGGGUACUGAAUGCAAUUGGCAGGGUCUUGCCUGCUAUUCGAGGAGGAGACAUGGAGGAGAAGUCCCUGGAAGACAUCCUGAAGAUCCACACAAGCUCCCCGUUUAAUGUUGAGAAGCUUAACCAGUGGUUAAAUGAUGCAAAGUCUGAACUUGACAUCUUGAGCUCUGUCACCAAGUCACUGGAAGGGACUGAAAUUGUAGGCUCAGACAAUCUCAACACUGUCCUUGUUAAUCCUAAUUAUGUGGGAGUGUUAUGCUUGACCUUCACAUCUCUGAGGUAUAAAGACCCAUAUCUUUCAGCAUUGAAAGAGUUCCUGAAUAUUGAUAGGUUUAAAGAGCCAUAUGACGAACUAAACACGGUUACUGUGGCAUCUCGUGAAAAGUGGUUUAAAAACUCUGAUCUCAUUGAAUUGCUUAAAUCUAAUGCGCAUAUCUUCAAAAGUUUAUCAGGGCCGUAUCAGAGUUUUAAAGUCCACGGGAUUAUUUCAGACGUCUUUGAUCCCUCCAAUCCAGGCGCUUGCAUCUAUAUGUAUUCUCAGGGUAAACUAGAAAAAGAUGUGGGGAAACCUUUCAGAUUGAUUAAUAAAGCACUGGGCUGA